UGAGGUGGCCGAGUUGCAGACGCAGAGAUGCAGAUCUUUGUGAAGACACUCACGGGCAGGACCAUCACCCUUGAGGUCGAGUCCAGUGACACCAGUGAGAAUGUCAAAGCCAAAAUUCAAGACAAGGAGGGUAUCCCACCUGACCAGCAGUGUCUGAUCUUUGCCGGCAAACAGAUGGAGGAUGGCCGCACGCUCUCAGACUAUAACAUCCAGAAAGAGUCCACUCUGCACCUGGUGCUGUGCCUGAGAGGUGGCAUUAUUGAGCCUUCCCUCUGCCAGCUCACACGGAAAUACAGCUGCGACAAGAGGAUCUGCCGCAAGUGCUGUGCUUGUUGGCACCCCCGUGCUGUCAACUGCCACGAGAAGUGUGGCCACACCAAUAACCUGCGCCCCAAGAAGCACGUCAAAUAA
Molecule: messenger RNA, 411 nt
Organism: Callithrix jacchus (white-tufted-ear marmoset)
Lineage: Eukaryota; Metazoa; Chordata; Mammalia; Primates; Cebidae
Source: RefSeq, a predicted model, not a curated record